AUGAAGAUUCUGAAACGAGCAGCGUCAGAGAAGGAUUUCUCGCUUAAGGAAUGUCAGAGCAUUGCCCAGGUCGUCUCUCUUGGAAGCUCCAAUCAAACUGAGACAAUGGAUGCAAAAAGAGACAACUCAACAGCGUUGUUUAAACUGAAGAAAAGAAGAUCAAAACGCUCUUUUAAUAUGCUGAUAAUGGGCUCUAUUUGGAGUCUAGCUCUCACCCAACAAGAGCGAAGAAGAAAAAGAAGAAGAAGAGGAAGAGAUACGUGGGAGUUUCCUGUGGAUCUGGUGACCGAGGUUCUAAUCAGAUUGCCAGAAAAGUCAUUGAUGAGGUUCAAGUGCGUCUCAAAGCAGUGGUCAUCUCUCAUCUCUUGUCGAUAUUUCUGCAACAGUGUGUUCACCCUCACACGACAAAAACAACAACAGCCACGUUUAUACAUGUCUUUAGUGGAUGAAGGAGGACAACGUGAACUCCUAGCAAUAUCAUCAACGUCUCCAGAGAAGACCUGUUUCGUGGUCGACCAAGAUUUGAGCAUCCCAGGGAUGGGAGGCUUAUUCUUGAACGGCGGUGCUCGUGGCUUGAUGUGUUUCUCUCGUAGAAAGAAGGCGUGUAUCUAUAACCCCAGCACCAAACAACUCUUGACCUUACCUAAGGUAAAACCGGACAUCAGAGCUGAACAAGGUGAGCGGAAGCAUUGUACCCGGUACUACAUGGGAUACGACCCUGUUAGUGAUCAACACAAACUCUUGUGCACAAAUUUUAUAUCCUCGGAAGGGUUGAAAAAGCUCAAGUCAGAGCAUUGGGUGUUCGUGCUAGAAGCUGGAGGUUCGUGGAAAAAGUCUGUCCUGCAUCAUGAGAAUUAUAUUCCUCAUGCCCCUUUCGCACUAGGACGGUCUAUCAGCAGCGGUGGAUCAAUAGUACGUUACAUGGCGUGGCAGAAUAUGUACACUUGCUUAAUUGUGAGUUUCGACGUUAGGUCUGAAGAGAUUACUACCAUCUUAGUACCUGAGGAGGUCGGUUAUCACGUGCAUAUUCUCGCAUUAGAGAUGAAGGCCGAUCUUAUAGAGUAUGGUGGGAAAACAGCUAUUUUCGAACAUAGCAAACUUAGAGACACGGGUGCGUCAGAGUUAUGGGUAUGGGAAGACGUUGAGAAACAAGAAUGGUCCAAGAAGAAGAGUCUGGUUUUGCAGCCUUGUCAAAUGCAUUUAGUGAAUGACGUUGAACUGCUUGUAAAAGGCACAACUCAAGACGGCAAAGUUAUCUUGGUACCGCUGUUGGAGAUGCUGCCUUCUGGAUUCUACAUUCUGUGUUACGAUUUGCAAAGCAAUGACUUGAGGAAGGUUGAAAUCCAAGGAAUACCACAGUUUUGGUAUGACAAAAAGUGCUGCUAUUUUGACUUGAGGUUGAUGGAUGAGAGUGAGAACGUCGUCUACUUGGAAACUUGA
Messenger RNA from Microthlaspi erraticum, 1440 nucleotides. The record is from the annotation of a GenBank genome assembly. Lineage: Eukaryota; Viridiplantae; Streptophyta; Magnoliopsida; Brassicales; Brassicaceae.